Molecule: messenger RNA, 1733 nt
Organism: Megalops cyprinoides (Indo-Pacific tarpon)
Lineage: Eukaryota; Metazoa; Chordata; Actinopteri; Elopiformes; Megalopidae
Product: septin-6-like
Exons: 10
Coding region: 23-1306 (427 amino acids)
Biological process (GO): cytoskeleton-dependent cytokinesis; cilium assembly
Cellular component (GO): septin ring; microtubule cytoskeleton; septin complex
Molecular function (GO): molecular adaptor activity; GTP binding; GTPase activity
Source: RefSeq, a predicted model, not a curated record
GAUCCCUGCAGACGAAUGCAGAAUGGCAGCCGCGGAAAUAGCCCGAAACGCGGGAGAAGGCACACGCUCUUUGCCUUUGUCUGGCCAUGUUGGCUUUGACAGCAUGCCGGAUCAGCUGGUCAACAAGUCCGUCAGCCGGGGAUUCUGCUUUAACAUCCUGUGUGUGGGGGAGACGGGCUUGGGGAAGUCCACACUCAUGGACACGCUGUUCAACACGAAGCUGGAGGGAGAGCCCACACUGCACAACCAGCCCAGCGUGCAGCUGAAGUCCCACGCCUACGAGCUGCAGGAGAGCAGCGUGAGGCUCAACCUGACUGCCGUCGACAGCGUCGGCUUCGGAGACCAGAUCAACAAGGAGGACAGUUACAAGCCCAUCGUGGAGUUCAUCGACGCGCAGUUCGAGGCCUACCUGCAGGAGGAGCUGAAGAUCCGCCGAACGCUGCACAGCUACCACGACUCGCGCAUCCACGCCUGCCUGUACUUCAUCGCCCCCACUGGACACUCGCUGAAAUCGCUGGACCUGGUCACCAUGAAAAAGCUGGACAGCAAGGUGAACAUCAUCCCCGUCAUCGCCAAGUCUGACGCCGUCUCCAAGAGCGAACUCGCCAAAUUCAAGAUAAAGAUCAGCAGCGAGCUCGUCAGUAACGGCGUGCAGAUCUACCACUUUCCCACGGAUGACGAGACGGUGGCCGAGAUCAACUCCACCAUGAACGGUCAUUUGCCGUUCGCUGUGGUUGGGAGCACAGAGGAAGUGAAGAUUGGGAAUAAGAUGGUGAGGGCGCGCCAGUACCCCUGGGGCACCGUGGAGGUGGAGAACGAGAGUCACUGUGACUUCGUGAAGCUGCGGGAGAUGCUGAUUCGGGUGAACAUGGAGGACCUGAGGGAGCAGACGCACACGCGGCACUACGAGCUGUACCGCCGCUGCAAGCUGGAGGAGAUGGGCUUCCAGGACACCGACCCCGAGAGCAAGCCCUUCAGCCUGCAGGAGACCUACGAGGCCAAACGCAACGAGUUCCUGGGAGAGCUGCAGCGGCAGGAGGAGGAGAUGAGACAGAUGUUCGUACAGAGAGUGAAGGAGAAGGAGGCGGAGCUGAAGGAGGCGGAGAAAGAGCUGCAUGAGAAGUUUGAUCGUCUGAAGAAGCUGCACCAGGAUGAGAAGAAGAAGCUGGAGGAGAAAAAGAAGAUCCUGGAGGACGAGCUCAACAGCUUCAAGCAGAAAAAAACUGCCACUGAACUCCUGCAGUCCCAGUCCCAGUCAACAGGGGGCUCCACCACCCUGAAGAAAGACAAGGAGAGGAAGAAUUAACCCCUUCCCUGCCCACUGCAUGCUGCAUGAGAAACGCUGGCCUGGUAAGACUCUUCCACUAACAGCUGAAGGAUCCACAAAAACGCACUCUUUUACUGUGUAAUGUUUUUUCUUUUUUUCCAUUUUCUCUUAUUUUUCAUUGCAUUUCUAAAAUGGGCUGAAAACACUGGUAGUUGCCAAUAUUACAAGCAUGUGACCCAGACUUCAACUGAAAAAUAAGCAGUUUAAUGAGUAUAUAGUCGUGUGCACAUUGAGCUGGUUGGCCUUGUGUUUAGCAUUAGUGUGAGGUGAUGCAUUCUGGGAGAAGACGGCAGUGCAGGCAGGAGAGGGAUGGGUCAGUGAUGCUGCUGGAAAUGAGCUCACUCACUGGCCUGCACAGUAAACCUACCGCUAGGCGUGAGGUAGCAAUGUUAGCUCCAGGAAUGCU